AUCCGCUGCGCCUUCCAGUUGAAUUGUGUGAUCGUACGGCCAAUGUCAAUGAUUUUUUACCGGUUUGAAAUCGUGUCAGCAGUGUUUUUUGCUGAGCCGCGUUUUUUUCAACCGCACGAGUUUUGUAAAUAAAUAAUUAAGAAAUGGUUAAUAUUAAUGUCAAAAGCAAUUUCUUCAAGUUCUACUGCUUUGUUUCGGAAUUGUUAAAUCAAUCAAAGACAUAAAAAUUUAAUUUCUACUUUUCGUAUUGUUUCUGUUCUGCUGCCUGACUUGGCUUGGCUUGGUUGUUUGGCUUGACUUGACUCAUUUACAAGUUUCUCGGACACAAAACGCGGUCGCUUGGAAUGCCUGUGAUGACGGAUAAUAUAACAGAAAGUUGGCUCCAUUACAUGAUCGUGAUCAUAACUUUAAUUCCGGUUUAUCUGGCAUUUCAAUUACUGAAAUUUUUUGGCUGGGAGCUAUUUGUUAACAAUUAAAGGCAGAAGAAAACAA
This is a messenger RNA of Teleopsis dalmanni, 492 nucleotides long. RefSeq lists its product as uncharacterized. The coding region runs from base 345 to 476 and encodes 43 amino acids. The record is from RefSeq and is a predicted model, not a curated record. NCBI's taxonomy places the organism in Eukaryota, Metazoa, Arthropoda, Insecta, Diptera, Diopsidae. The transcript has 2 exons.